Molecule: messenger RNA, 312 nt
Organism: Penicillium antarcticum
Lineage: Eukaryota; Fungi; Ascomycota; Eurotiomycetes; Eurotiales; Aspergillaceae
Exons: 3
Coding region: 1-312 (103 amino acids)
Source: RefSeq, a predicted model, not a curated record
AUGAGGCUUGACAAGCCCGACUUGGGACUUCGAUCUGAGUGGCGCAGAAACGACAGCACUGUUUUCCGUGAUGUACGUAGCCUUGCGCCUCGGCUGCGGCUAACUGGACGCGUCGAGAGUGACACGAUCGAAGGCGGUUGUCGUGAUUGCUGUCGUAUUCUUUGUGUUGAGUUGGUCGAUGUCGAUCACUGCGGCUAUGGCGAUAUAGUUGCUUUGGCCAGGAGUGGCGAGUGCUGCGGCUGCGGCGCAGAAUACCUAACAAGAAUCCAGAAGUCGGACCCCAUGCAGGAUCAGGGACAUGGGGCCCUUUAA